Colletotrichum spaethianum is the source of this 843-nucleotide messenger RNA. Its product is annotated as 3-hydroxyisobutyrate dehydrogenase, mitochondrial. The record is from RefSeq and is a predicted model, not a curated record. The coding region runs from base 1 to 843 and encodes 280 amino acids. NCBI's taxonomy places the organism in Eukaryota, Fungi, Ascomycota, Sordariomycetes, Glomerellales, Glomerellaceae. The transcript has 3 exons. Gene Ontology annotation, biological process: L-valine catabolic process. Gene Ontology annotation, cellular component: mitochondrion. Gene Ontology annotation, molecular function: NADP binding; NAD binding; 3-hydroxyisobutyrate dehydrogenase activity.
AUGCGGACCCCUACGGCAUUGCGGACUAUUAGGCUCGUGCAGCGGCGCGGCUUUGCGACGACGCCGCGGCGGCUGGAGAGCUAUGGCUUCAUCGGCCUCGGGCAGAUGGGCUACCAAAUGGCCAAGAACCUGCAGUCGAAGCUGAGUCCCAAGGAUGAGAUCCGCAUCUUCGACAUCAACAAGGCCGCCGUCUCGAAGCUGGCCGAGGAGAUGGGGCAGUCACAGGCCGGCGGCGCAAAGGUUGCCGUCGUCGAGACGGCGAGAGACGCCUCGACGGAAGCUGACACCGUCAUCACCGUGCUCCCCGAGCCGUCCCACGUGAAAUCCGUCUACGCGUCCAUCCUCGACGGCCUGCCGCCGAGGAAGCGCAUCUUCAUCGACUGCUCCACCAUCGACCCCUCGUCGUCGCGCAAGGUCGCCGCCUCCGUCGCGGCGGCCCAGCCCGAAGGCCAGGGCGUCUUCGUCGACGCCCCCAUGUCGGGCGGUGUCGUCGGCGCCACGGCGGGGACCCUGACCUUCAUGCUCGGCUGCGACGCAUCGCACCUCGCUGCCGUCGAGCCCACGCUGUUGCGCAUGGGCCGCCGCGUGCUGCACUGCGGGCCCCAGGGGACGGGCCUGUCGGCCAAGCUGGCCAAUAACUACCUGCUCGCCAUCAACAACAUCGCCACCGCCGAGGCCAUGAACCUCGGCAUGCGGUGGGGGCUGGACCCCAAGGUCCUCGCCGGCGUCAUCAACGUCAGCACCGGCAAGUGCUGGCCAAGCGAGGUAAACAACCCCGUCAAGGGCGUCGUCGAGGGCAGCCCCGCGGGAGGGAUUACAAGGGCGGCUUCGGCAUCGGGCUGA